Messenger RNA from Spodoptera exigua (beet armyworm), 1724 nucleotides. The record is from the annotation of a GenBank genome assembly. NCBI's taxonomy places the organism in Eukaryota, Metazoa, Arthropoda, Insecta, Lepidoptera, Noctuidae.
UGUUUCACUUAAGUUUCAACAAGCAAAACAAGUAAAACAAUCACGUUUGUAUUGUUUUUCUUGUGUUAUUUCAUAAAAGUUCUAAAUUAAAACUAUAUUUAUAAUAUGGCGCAAGCAGAAGAUACUGAACUUCGUGAUUUAGUAAUAGAAGCUUUAGAGAGGAACGGUUCGCUAGCCAAAAUACGUGCGUUGCUAAGGGCUAAUAUUUUUUUAGCUUUUGAAGAUGAAUAUGAAAAUUUGAAACAAAAUGUGGCUUUGGAUAAUAUACUUAAAGUUCCCGAAGGUCUUUUGGCUCUAUCAGUGGUUCAUGAGUUUUUGGAAUUUUGUUGUCUGAAAAACACAUUAUUCGUUUACAAGCCAGAGUCCCGGCAGGGCACCGAAUACAAAUAUGAAGGAAGGAAAAAGUUAGUCGAGAAGAUGAACCUACCCAAAUAUGACACGAAAGAGCCCAUUCUUCUCACACUUGUUAAUAACAUGGUUAAGUCCCAGAAGAAAUAUUUUGAUUCAGAUGCCAACUCUAAUUACAACAACAAUAGAGAGGAACAAAAUUGCACUUAUAUUCUCCAUGAAGAUUCACAGAGUAGUACUACAAGUAAUUCUCAAUCAGAUAAUUCAUCAGAUGAAAAGAACAAACUGCACCUGCGGCUACAGCUUGAUAACUCGGACACAGACACCUCCAGUGACUCUGCCAGGGACAAGACUAGUUCAGAAUAUGUGCCAGGGGACCAUAUACUGCGGACAGAAGACAAUGGUUCUAAUUAUAUAACACAGAAAUCAAGUGAUUGUGUAGAUGCUAGAGAUGACAAGUUAAUAACUUUUUCUAGACCUAGAAAUGAAACUUCUUUGUUAAUGAGUGAAUUAAAAUUGGCUACUAACAGUAGCAGUGACUCUACCUCAUAUCUGGAAUUAAAACCAUUUAAUUCUUUAGAUGAAAAAAUGAUUAAUACAGCUGGUUUGCCAGUUGUAGAAACAGAAAGCAGCCCAAACUUUUUAUCUAAUGUACAAAGUGACUUGGUAAAUACAAAACCUGGUACAUUAAGUAGUAGUGCCUCACCAAUGACUAAUAAACUAGAAAACAACAACAAAGUUUCAGAAGGCAGUGAGAAAAAAUCACAAGAUUCUGGCAAGUCAGAUGCGGACACAGCUGAGUUUAGUUACGGGGAUGAUUUCUCAUCAUCACCAGUUUCCAAGCUUAAAGAAAAUAUUGAAAAGCAGACAAAGUCUUCUGCAUCAACUCAAGAUGAAUUAGAAAAAAGUAAUAAAAAUGUCUCAAUAGAAAGUCCACAUCAAACUUCUCAGAGUUCGCAAAGUUCUGUCUCACUGUCUGAUGUAGCAGAUUUAAUAAGUGAAAAAAGUUCCUUGAGCAUUUCUCAUAAUAAAUCUAAGGUUUCUGGUAAUAAUCAUUCGAAGGGAAUGUCCGAUCAGAAGCAAAGUAAAGUACUAAGUGAUGACUCCGGUGACUUUACAGAAUCUCCUGUUCCUUCUUUAUCAAAUUUAAGUCUUGAUAUUCACAGUGAUUGAUGUUUACACUUAUUUAAUCAUUAGUAAUUCUCCAUGUGUUUAUAAAUAAUUUUACUUAAUAAUUUAUAGCAAUAAUAUUUAUUAUGCAAUACAAAGUAAGUUCCUUGAAUGACAGAGACUUUAUUGUAGGAUCUUUGUGAAAAAUUCUUAUUUAUUGAUAAUACAAACCUCAUUUGCAUUUAACCUGAUGUAUUACUAGUAUA